CUUUAUCACAAUCAUCAGCAUUAGCUACUAGUCAACUAAGCAAUGGCGGCAGCUGCGCGUUCUUCUUCGAUAUUUCUCUCCUGCUCCUUGCUCCUGGCGCUGCUCCUCGCGUCCUCUCUCACGGAGAGCGUCAGUGGCGGUCAGCUUCAACCACGAGAGUGUCAGGGGAAAUGCGCUUAUCGAUGCUCGGCGACGUCGCACAAGAAGCCGUGCAUGUUCUUCUGCCUGAAGUGCUGCGCCAAGUGCCUGUGCGUGCCGCCGGGCACCUACGGCAACAAGGAGACCUGCGCCUGCUACAACAACUGGAAGACGCAGGAAGGCCGCCCCAAGUGUCCUUGAACAAGUUAUAACCAAAAGCAUUGGAGUUGAAGAUGGAGAAUUAAGAUCACCAUUAAGAUCCAAUUACUUAAUUUACCAUUUGGCUAAGUAUUCAUGAUAAACUUGGAACUUUUGUUUAAUUAAAAUGGUGAAUCCCUUCCGUGUUACCCUGCUGAAUUAAUUUAAACAAACUUCCAUGCA
Zingiber officinale is the source of this 519-nucleotide messenger RNA. RefSeq names its product gibberellin-regulated protein 5-like. NCBI's taxonomy places the organism in Eukaryota, Viridiplantae, Streptophyta, Magnoliopsida, Zingiberales, Zingiberaceae. The transcript has 3 exons. The coding region runs from base 43 to 339 and encodes 98 amino acids. The record is from RefSeq and is a predicted model, not a curated record.